This is a messenger RNA of Cyclocybe aegerita, 1785 nucleotides long. The record is from the annotation of a GenBank genome assembly. NCBI's taxonomy places the organism in Eukaryota, Fungi, Basidiomycota, Agaricomycetes, Agaricales, Hemipholiotaceae.
AUGCAUUGGAACGCUAUGCCCAGAACGGCCCCACAAGGCCUGCCCUCGCCGGUUGCAUUCAUGAAGACGUCAAGAGCAUUCCGUGAAACGUAUGCCACGCGAGGCCGCCAUGGAAAUAGUCUUCACGAGGCCUCAGGCCUCAGAUAUACGUUCGGUUUAUAUAAGACCGAGAGGACGUUCAGGUACACCAUCGUUGACAUAAUGCCAAUUGAAUUUUCGGGGAUAAGUAACGGUUCUUUUGCACAGGAUCAGCACAUGGUUAGAAAGACAGCCCUCGCCCUUUCAUACAUAAGUACUGCCAUGGACGCCAGAGUUUUCAAGUGUUCCACCGCCAACGUCUCCAAGAUUAUAAUGCCUGUGGGCACAAGCGAUGAAAAGGACCUGGAGGCUCAGAUGCCGCUUCUGGAUUACGGAGUCAUCGUAGAACCUUUGCGGCAGUCGGACGUAUGGAACGCCGCGAAGUCAUGGUACGACGCAUUCUUAGACGAUCCUAUGAUUGGAUAUCUUAACGAUGAUCAAAAAGGCAACCCAACGGCUCACAAGGUGUCUACGACCUUGAUAAUGUCGGCAUGGAUUCGGACAAAGGUUGUCCUAACUGUCGAUGGGGGCACGUCGGUGAUUGUUGCAACGCCGGCCAAAAAAGGACCCACAAAUCCCGCACACACGAUCAUUGAUACCCUGCUGAAGUGGUUCUUCUCUUCUCUGCUGGUUGUGAAGAGCCCCGAACAGCGUAAGAGGUACGCAGAGGCCCGAACGAAGCUAGACAAAGUCAUUGCGAAGACCAUCGGAGACUGGGUCAAAGACAUGAUUUUUAUUAACUUGUUGUGUACAGCGCUCCCGAGCCAACACCGAGGCUAUGCCAGCGCACUCCUCACCACGAUCACCGGCCUAGCGGAUUCGUUGGGGCAGGCCGCUUGGCUCGAGUCCAGCAACGUCCUCAAUACAGGAUUUUACAACUCCCAUGGCUUCUAUACCGUUGGAGAGGUGGCUUUGGGAGAAGACAACCCGAAAUGGGCCAAGAAUCCUGUGGUUGUUAAAGUGAUGUCCUCGCUCAAGAAUGGCUCCUCUAGCAGCAUCGAAGUCACAAACCUUCACGGACAUGCAUGGAAAGCGGCGAAGACGUGGUCAGAUGCCUUCGAAACAGAUCCUAUGUUCCAAUAUUUUCGCAACUGCCAGAAGCGAGGGUUCUUCCGAAGAGGCUUGGAUCGAGUCGCCAUGGCUGCGCUCCUCUCCUUCUACAGUAAACACCGACUAGCGUGGACUGUGAAUGAGGGUGAGGCCUUCCUCCUGGCAAUUCCGGCAGGAGCAGAAGAAAUUAAAUGCAAAGGAAUCGAAGAUAGAAUAUACCACGCCGUCCUGAACUUUUUCGCCCGUAUGCUGAACAGGCAGAGCCUAGCCAAGAAGAAGCAACGACAGAGAUAUGAUGAAUCAGAGAAAAAGUUUCAGCAAUCAUCGUCACUCUUUCUAAAGGAAGAGAACGACAUGUUCGACCUUAUGUUUCUCGCAACAGCUCCGAAUAGCCAACAUCACGGCUAUGCUAGUGCUCUCAUGCGAAAGCUCAUGAAUAUGGCCGAUGAACAUGAUAAACGCAUCUGGCUUCAGUGCAGCAAUGCGCACAACGAAGUUUUUUAUAAACGCUUUGGCUUUGAAACGGUGGGCAAAUUUACCCUCGAGGAUCAACAACAGAAGAACAAGAAGAGAUUCUACCCGUGUGGCCUUCCUAUUGAGAUAAAACUUAUGGUUCGACUGCCCUGGGGUGAAAAGCAGUUGGUGCCCGGAUUGUGA